This is a messenger RNA of Psilocybe cubensis, 996 nucleotides long. RefSeq lists its product as uncharacterized. The transcript has 4 exons. The record is from RefSeq and is a predicted model, not a curated record. NCBI's taxonomy places the organism in Eukaryota, Fungi, Basidiomycota, Agaricomycetes, Agaricales, Agrocybaceae. The coding region runs from base 1 to 996 and encodes 331 amino acids.
AUGGACCCCGACUGGGAAUCCGUUCUGCAGUUCGUCAGCGAUCCCCUCGACGCCGACUACGCUGCCAACAAGCACGCCGUCCGCUCCCCAAUCCAGGUCCCGACGCCCCCACAAUCCAACGACGGCUCCCCUGUCGUCGAUGACCCCGCCGACGCACAGACCCUCGUCUCAGUCUCCACCACCUUCUUCCCAGGCGCACAGCACCUCCCCGUCCAGCCAGACACAGUCCUUCUCUCCUCCGACAAUGUCUUUUUCUACGUCCAUUCACAUCUCCUCAUCGCUGCCUCCGAAAACGGCUUUCGCGGACAUCUGCCCCAGUCCCCGUCCACAUCAAAACACGGCCAAAACCCCAUCAUCUCCCUCCCAGAAAAUUCAAAGGUUCUCAAUGUGAUCCUCCACGCCGUGUACGAUAUGUCCUGCGCGCACUACUCGCCUACCUUUCCCUGUCUCAUCUCCGCCGUUAACCGCCUCCCUAUCUAUGGUAUACGCCCAAAAAGUCGCAUAGCACCCUCAAUGCCCCUCUUUUCUAUUCUCCUUUCCCAUGCACCUUUGUAUCCUAUAGAAUUAUAUGCCCUUGCCGCCUCCUUCGACCUCUACGAUCUUGCCGUGUCUACAUCAUCGCAUCUCCUCUCCUUCCCCCUGGCAUCCAUUACCGACGAGAUGGCUGAGCGCAUUGGCCCAGUCUACCUAAAGCGGCUCUUUUUCUUGCACUUUGGUCGCUCCGACGCGUUGAAGCGGGUUCUCCUCCCGCCGCCCCACCCGCAUGCACCGACUCCGCUCUGCGAUUUCACCGAACAGAAAAAGUUGACGAGGGCGUGGGCACUAGCAUCCGCGUAUCUUGCGUGGGAUGCAAGGCCGGACUUGUCGACAAGUACCAUGGAGUCUGCUCUCCGUCCCUUAGCGGAACACCUCACUUGCGAGGGAUGCCAACAAGCUCUGCGGGAUCGCAUCAAGAAUCUCGUCGUACAGUGGUCUGUCGUAAAGAGGACGAUCUGA